Molecule: messenger RNA, 769 nt
Organism: Dalotia coriaria
Lineage: Eukaryota; Metazoa; Arthropoda; Insecta; Coleoptera; Staphylinidae
Product: mitochondrial intermembrane space import and assembly protein 40-B
Exons: 2
Coding region: 137-571 (144 amino acids)
Biological process (GO): protein import into mitochondrial intermembrane space
Cellular component (GO): mitochondrial intermembrane space
Molecular function (GO): protein-disulfide reductase activity
Source: RefSeq, a predicted model, not a curated record
UUUAUCAUUGAACCUUCAAGGGAACCCUGCAAAUUUUUACGUUCACAAAGCAAGUCCUCUUCUGCUAAGCCUUCAAGGAGAUAGCAGAGAUUAUAUCCAUUAAAUUUUUGGGAUUAUUAUUGACUAGUAAAGAAAUAUGUCACAACAAUUUAAAUUAAAUCACAAAGAUCUGGUUAUCUUUGCAACCAAGGAUGAUCACAGCAAACCCAGCACUAUAAAGUUGUCUGAGCCCGAUCCCCAGCCUGGAUUGAUACUUUCCAAUGGAGACAUCAACUGGAAUUGUCCUUGUUUGGGUGGAAUGGCUACAGGUCCUUGUGGGGUAGAGUUUAGGGAAGCAUUCAGUUGUUUUCAUUACUCUGGUGCUGAACCAAAAGGUUCUGAUUGUUUUGAUAAAUUCAAAAUUAUGCAAACUUGUAUGCAACGAUACCCGAGACUUUACAAUAAAGAAAUCGCCGACGAUGAUGACCUCUCCGAAGCGAUUCAACAGUCUGAGCUGGCAGCAAAGGAAGCAAAAGAAGAAAAUACAAGCGUGCCCAAAGUCAAGGCUGCAGCAGCUAGCGCUAGUAAUUAAUUUAAACAAAUACUUGUUUUUCUUUAGUUAACAAACAGACACGUGAUGUGAUUACAAUUGUUUUAUAUUUACGUAAAUAGCUGGUAUUACUGUUACAAUUUGCGGUAAUUAUUUUUGAUGAUGGAGAACUUGUAUGUGUGAUAAAUGUGAGGCAAACAGUUGUUCUAUUUAAUAAAGCUGAAACAUUUAUACCUACAA